CCCACCUCUGUCGACUGUGUGUGUGUGAUCGGGAUACAAUACACCGUUUUUUUCCCUCUACCUCACCCACGCACACACACUCCCGUUAUUUCAGGGCGCUGGAGGUGAUAUUCGUCUUUACCUGUCCGGCUCGCACACCUGAGCGGACUCACCUGUCCGCCCGAAAACACUUCUCGUUGUUUUUUGUUUGAGUGCGGCAAAGAAAGCAAAGGUGUGCGCGGAAAAAGAGGGACUUUAAAGCGGCACGCAGUUUACGAAACGAGAAGAAAGGUGCAAGAAGGAAGGAGGAGAAGAGGGGACCGACACCUUCCAUUUUUUUCCUCCCAACUUUGGAGUUUCCUGCUUUUGUAACUUUUUGUUACGUCGCCAGCUUCUCUUCUAACCUCCAAACAAGGACUGGGUGUUAAUUAAGCAUGCCGAGGGCCUUUCUGGUGAAGAAGGCGAAUGUUUCGCCGGGAAAGCGGAACUGGAGCGAGCUGCCUGAUAAUGAGCGAGGGGACGUCUACAUCCCAGUCUCCAUCUUUCCCCCAUCCGUCCUAACGAUGGAAGCCGAAGCCAGCCCCGCAGAGACGACACCGCUCUGCCUCGCCAAACACUCUCUCUCCGACACGCAAACCUACGCUGAGCUGCCGUCCAGCACGAUGCUGGGCCGACCACAGAGCCCGGUGCCUUCACCAGGGGAGAGGUCAGAGGUCAGACGGAGGUCGCAGGGCGCCUCCACAUAUAUCCGGUCCAAAAUCAAGGUAACUACAGGCGAGCUGCCACUGGAUCCCUCUCAUCUUCCUCUCUCCCUUCCGCCCAUUCCCACUCCGCCAACCCUGACUCCGGACGCCACCGUGAUGCCAGUCGCCCUGACGAAAACACCUGAUCCCAAGGAAGCGGUUUCCAUGGUAACCAGAUCAACAGGUCAAAGUUUGAGUUCGUCGGCAGGUUCGACUGGGUCGACGGGGAACUAUGUGUGCCAGGUUUGCCAGAAGACUUUCCAGUACCAGCGAAUGUUAAACAGACACGUCAAGUGUCACAAUGAGACCAAGAGGCACCUGUGCAGCUUCUGCGGCAAAGGCUUCAACGACACCUUUGACCUCAAGAGACACGUGCGCACGCAUACAGGAGUCCGUCCCUACAAGUGCACCCUGUGUGACAAGGCCUUCACCCAGCGCUGCUCCCUGGAGUCCCACAUGAAGAAGAUCCACAGCGUCACCCAGAAGUACGCCUACAAGGAGCGGCGCAACAAGCUGUACGUCUGCGAGGAGUGCGGCCUGACGUCGGGAUCUCAGGACGAGCUGCUGAUCCACCUGCACUCGGUCCACCCUGAAAGCGCCCUGCUGAAGGGGAAGGCUGCAAGGAAAGCCGGAGCUGGAGGAGGAGGAGGAGGAGGAGGAAGAGCAGGAUCGCUACCAAGCUCUCCUCAAGGUGCUGAAAGUGAUGACACGACGGGAUCAGGAGGGCAGUAGAGGAGAGGAGUAACGACAAACUCAGGACAUAUGGACAAACACUGUAGCUGAAGUGAGACAUGUCAGGUGGAUGACGAGACAGAUUACAUAGCAGUAAACGGGGAACGUAAACGUGUGUAUAUGUAUGAAUGUAUGUGUGUGUGGAUUUGGGUAUCUGUAUAUAUCGCAGACUGCAACGUUAAAUGAAAUCACGCACCAAACAAUGCCAAGUUUGACUCUGACUAAUAUAUAUUUUUACAUUGGGAUUGUGAUGUGGAAGAGUUUAUUAACAUGUCUGACAAUACCAACGUAUUUUUCUUCAAUUGUAUUGUAUUGCAUGUGAAUGCUACCUGUGGGCUUCUUUGUACAGAGUUUUUCUAUGAAAAAAGUACUUUGUUCAUUAAAGGGAGUAAUAUAUUA
Messenger RNA from Epinephelus fuscoguttatus (brown-marbled grouper), 1853 nucleotides. It is a transcript of the gene ovol1a, whose product is annotated as ovo-like zinc finger 1a. Gene Ontology annotation, cellular component: nucleus. NCBI's taxonomy places the organism in Eukaryota, Metazoa, Chordata, Actinopteri, Perciformes, Serranidae. Gene Ontology annotation, molecular function: RNA polymerase II cis-regulatory region sequence-specific DNA binding; DNA-binding transcription factor activity, RNA polymerase II-specific. The record is from RefSeq and is a predicted model, not a curated record. Gene Ontology annotation, biological process: regulation of transcription by RNA polymerase II; epidermal cell differentiation. The transcript has 5 exons. The coding region runs from base 414 to 1454 and encodes 346 amino acids.